Messenger RNA from Zingiber officinale, 991 nucleotides. RefSeq names its product leucine-rich repeat protein 2-like. Bases 106 to 738 code for a protein of 210 amino acids. The transcript is spliced from 7 exons. The record is from RefSeq and is a predicted model, not a curated record. Gene Ontology annotation, molecular function: protein binding. NCBI's taxonomy places the organism in Eukaryota, Viridiplantae, Streptophyta, Magnoliopsida, Zingiberales, Zingiberaceae.
CCUCCUUUGACCCGACUCUUUCCCACCACCAUAAAGCGAGCUUCUCUCCACCUUCUCCGCCUCUCCAGUCUCCAAUCCACCAGAGCCUCCCUCCUUUCUCCCCAAAUGGCUCCGAUACCGAUGCUGCUCGUCCUCCUCUUCGCGGCUUCUCCGGCCUCCUCUUCCAACUCCGAAGGGGAGGCGUUGCACGCCUGGAGGGCGCGGCUCACAGAUCCCACCAACGUGCUGCAGAGCUGGGAUCCCACCCUCGUCAAUCCCUGCACCUGGUUCCAUGUCACUUGUGAUCCCCAGAAUCGCGUUAUCCGCCUGGAUUUGGGGAAUUCCAAUAUUUCUGGCCCUAUCGGCUCCGAGCUUGGCCGUCUUGAGCACCUUCAGUACUUGGAGCUUUAUAGGAACAACCUAAAAGGGAAGAUCCCAGCCGAGCUUGGCAACUUGAAGAACCUCAUCAGCAUGGACUUGUAUGGGAACCAUUUACAAGGAGAGAUUCCUAAGUCCUUUGCCAAAUUGAAGUCACUUAGAUUCCUGCGGCUGAACAACAACAAGUUGACCGGAUCAAUUCCAAGAGAGCUUGUUGUCCUUUCAAAUCUCAAAAUCUUGGACGUUUCAAACAAUGAUCUUUGUGGAACCAUUCCGAUUGGUGGACCAUUUGCCAACUUUCCUCUUCAAAGCUUUGACAACAACAGCAGACUGAAUGGCCCAGAGCUGCAAGGAUUAGUCCCUUACGAUUUCGGCUGCUGAAUGCAUAUGAUGGAGGGGGCACGCUAAAUCUAUUUGCUUUCACACAGUUUGAUGGCUAGUCUAUAGGGUUACAGAAUCUCAUAAGGCUUAAUCUCAAGUAUUAUAUUUAAAAUGAUAUGUAGCAAAAAGCAUAGCUAUCCAUAUAUAUCUUGUCUGAGUCCCAUCUUCUAUAUGAAUUGAGCUGAAACAUAACCAUCUGUUGUAAUCUUCUAGCACUUCACUGAAAUCUUCCAUCAACCUUUAUCCUGGUCAA